CAGAGCUGCUAGGCUCCUGCACCAAGCCUGAAGAGCAAUUGUUAUUAGGCCUAGAUUAUCCAAGUACUGACCAAGCUUGACCCUGCUUAGCUUUCCAAGAUCAUAUGAAUUUGGGUACAUACAGGGUGGGUUGGCCACAGUCAGAUCAGGCCCUUUCAGUUCCUGAAUGCUGCCAACCUGCUGUGGAUGCAGGUUGGCCUUUGAUUUCCCUGCCUGUGUUGGUGCUGGGAAGGGCAGUACCCUGCGUCUGCGUUUUGGGGCGUGCUGUGCUGAGUUUGAUUACCGCAGCGACUGGGGAUGCUGUGCAGUGUGGUACUCACUGCAGCGUUUAGGCCUGCUGCUCACCACCCUCGCCGUCUUUCUGUCUCCCUUCUUUCUUGGCCUGUUUUGUAUUCUUAGCAUUUGGUUGCCCUAAUCUGAAAGUCCCGAAGUAGGAAACCAGACAUUGCCUGCUUGGGAGUUUGAUCUUGAACCUAAAUCGGUGUUCUUUCCUGUUGUUGAAGUGUGAGGUCAGAGAUAGGAAAACACGGCAGUUGCGAAGAGGGAGCCCCAUUCAGGAAGGUUAAACUUAAGAACAGAAAACCCUGACACUGGCAAGUGCAAAAUGGCUUAGUAAUCGUCACUGGAGCGAAGGUGAGACAGCAGGUCUCAUCCUUGUUACCCGAGUUCAGAUCUACGUGUUAAGCGGGAACAGUUUUGGGAAAAUGUUGGGCCAGUUGAGUGGCAGUUGCCCAAGUACGCCUGUUCCUAACGACUAGAACUCUGAUUGGCCCAAAUCUCUGCCUUGUUAUGCCUUCCAGCCAAUCAGGGGUUAGUUGGGUCACUGAAGUUAGUAUUUUAAGUUUUUAAAAGCUGGGCACUUGCCUUUGCUUGCUUUCUGUAGGACUGUGGAAGACUGGAAAGAGUGGUCAGUGGCUGCGCAGGGGCCUUAUGGCAUGAAGCACAGAGCCUGUGAGAACUCAUUGCUCACUUACUCCACUAAAGUUUGGUCCCCUUUCUCCAGUCCUCGGUGAUGUGGAAGUUAUUUAGAGGUCGUUCCAGAGAAGCAGAGUCUUUCAAAGAACAAGGAAAUGCAUACUAUGCCAAGAAGGAUUACAAUGAAGCUUAUAACUACUAUACAAAAGCCAUAGAUAUGUGUCCUAAGAAUGCCAGCUAUUACGGCAACCGAGCAGCGACGUUGAUAAUGCUCGGAAGGUUCCGGGAAGCUCUCGGAGAUGCCCAGCAGUCAGUGCGUCUGGACGACAGCUUCGUCCGGGGUCAUCUACGAGAAGGCAAGUGUCACCUCUCACUAGGAAAUGCCAUGGCAGCAUGUCGCAGUUUCCAGAGAGCCCUAGAACUGGAUCACAAAAACGCACAAGCACAGCAGGAGUUCAAAAAUGCUAACGCAGUCAUGGAAUAUGAGAAGAUAGCUGAAAUGGAUUUUGAGAAGCGGGACUUUCGGAAGGUGGUUUUCUGCAUGGACCGCGCCCUGGAAUUUGCCCCUGCCUGCCAUCGCUUCAAAAUCCUCAAAGCAGAAUGUUUAGCAAUGCUGGGUCGCUACCCAGAAGCACAGUCUGUGGCCAGUGACAUUUUACGAGUAGAUUCCACCAACGCGGAUGCGCUCUAUGUUCGUGGUCUUUGCCUUUAUUAUGAAGAUUGCAUUGAGAAGGCGGUUCAGUUUUUUGUGCAGGCUCUCAGGAUGGCUCCUGACCACGAGAAAGCCUGCAUUGCUUGCAGAAAUGCCAAAGCUCUUAAAGCGAAGAAAGAAGAUGGGAAUAAAGCAUUUAAGGAAGGAAAUUACAAGCUAGCACAUGAACUGUACACAGAAGCCCUGGGGAUAGACCCCAACAAUAUCAAAACAAAUGCUAAACUCUACUGUAAUCGGGGUACAGUUAAUUCCAAGCUUAGGAAACUAGAUGAUGCAAUAGAAGACUGCACAAAUGCAGUGAAGCUCGACGACACUUACAUAAAAGCCUACUUGAGAAGAGCUCAGUGUUACACGGACACGGAACAGUACGAGGAAGCAGUUCGGGACUACGAGAAGGUGUACCAGACGGAAAAAACAAAAGAACACAAACAGCUCCUCAAAAAUGCACAGAUGGAACUGAAGAGGAGUAAGAGGAAAGAUUACUACAAGAUUUUGGGCGUGGACAAGAACGCUUCUGAGGAUGAAAUCAAGAAAGCUUACCGGAAGCGGGCUUUGAUGCACCAUCCAGAUCGGCACAGUGGAGCCAGUGCUGAGGUCCAGAAAGAAGAGGAGAAAAAGUUCAAGGAAGUUGGAGAGGCUUUCACCAUCCUCUCUGACCCCAAGAAAAAGACGCGCUAUGACAGCGGCCAGGAUCUGGAUGAGGAGGGCAUGAAUAUGGCUGACUUUGACGCGAACAACAUCUUCAAGGCGUUCUUCGGAGGCCCUGGGGGCUUCAGCUUUGAAGCGUCCGGCCCAGGAAAUUUCUUUUUUCAAUUUGGCUAAUGAAGGGCAGCCACCCCAAACCCAGAAGAUGCGGACUCGCUCAGUUUAAUCUUGAAUGUGGACAUACUUCACCUCCUCCCUUCAUCUUGUCUCCGUGUACUUAGAGCAGUUUGGUUUUCAUACUUGGAUCCCAUGUCUGUGUGAUUGGGUGAAGGAAAAGGAGCCAGCGCUGAAGACUAUGGGGAAGGGAGGGAGGCAGCUUGUGAAUUUUUGUUUUACUGUUUAACUUUAUUAAAAAAGAAGAGAAUAAAAUGUUUUGACCCU
Molecule: messenger RNA, 2713 nt
Organism: Ochotona curzoniae (black-lipped pika)
Lineage: Eukaryota; Metazoa; Chordata; Mammalia; Lagomorpha; Ochotonidae
Gene: DNAJC7
Product: DnaJ heat shock protein family (Hsp40) member C7
Exons: 14
Coding region: 1013-2449 (478 amino acids)
Molecular function (GO): protein binding
Source: RefSeq, a predicted model, not a curated record